GUCAGUCACACAGCAGGGAUCCAGCCACUGGUACUGGCAGUUUCAUCUCUGGAUCGGCAGAGGAUGUAGAGGGCCUGAUCAUGGGUGAAGCAAAGAAGGGCCCUAUCCAUGAACACUUUCUUCACACCCCAGGGGCUUCUGUCAGUCAUCCAAAAGCUUAAAGGCUCCGAAGAGCAAAACUUGCGGAUUGUUCUACUGGGGCUGGACAAUGCUGGCAAGACCACAUUGCUGAAGUGUCUGGCAUCUGAAGAGGUGGACACCAUCACCCCCACACAGGGGUUCAACAUUAAGAAUGUCCACUCUCAUGGUUUCAAGCUCAGUGUUUGGGACAUAGGGGGACAACGGGCCAUCCGGAACUACUGGAAGAAGUACCUGGCCAGCACGGAUGUAUUGAUCUAUGUUAUUGACAGUGCUGACCAAAAACGCUUUGAGGAGACUGGGCAGGAGCUGUCUGAACUAGUGGAAGAGGACAAUCUCAUUGGUGUCCCUUUGCUGGUAUUUGCUAACAAGCAAGACCUGGCAACAGCAUCCCUUGCAGCAGACAUUGCUGAAGGGCUGAGCCUGCACACAUAUCGAGACCGGCCAUGGCAAAUCCAACCGUGUUCAGCCAUAUCAGGUGAAGGAGUCCAGGAUGGGAUGAACUGGAUGUGUAACCAGAUCUCAAGUCGGAAGAAGUAAUACUGCUGAGUACAGGAAUGGAGUUGUGGCUCUACAGAAUCUGUAGGCCUCAGCAUCAGUCCCAGAGGUGCACAACAUUUACAGGAAAUGUACCAUCCAGCACUGAUUCCAGGGUAGAAAAAGAAGUUGCCUUUACAACAUCUCAGAACUCACUGGAGCUUCUCAAUUUAAGUUACAUUCUCCAGUUAAAUUCCAUGAAACAGUUCCUCAAGUUUUCUGAAAUGGCUAAACCCACCAGUGAAUAACCAUCCCAUCCUUCAUGGUUAAUGCACCUAAGAGAUUGAAUGUACUACAGGGGCACAAAGGCCUAUUUGAGCCACUUAAUUACCAGACAAUUUGUCGGAUGACUCUGAAAAGACAGGUCUCCUCCAAAAGGAAUGCCCAAUCUGGGAAGAAAGGCUGGAAUUAAUUUAGGAACAAACUAGGAACUGUGAUUGUGACCAAAUUCCUACAUGAAGAGAUGAAAAUCCAGAGCAAACAGGAAGCAUAAAGGGAAUAUUGUCAUAGCACAUAUAGUGAAUGUUGACUUUGCAAUCAUCUUCAUAGUAUCAGCUGAUCUACCAGAAUCCAGGACUCAUCUUGGAUGUUCCCUUUUUUCCUGGAGCCAGCAGUCAAAGGACUGGACUACGACUGGGAAGGCCUAGAGUCAAAUCAGUACUCUGCUGUAAAGUCUAGUGAGUGAUCUUGGGCCAUUCACAACCUUUCCAUCUGAUUUUUCUCACAUGAUUUUUGUCAAGAUGAAGUGGGAAAGAGAACCCUGUAUACAUAAAAAGAAAGAAGGACCCAUUAAUGUUAUCCUAAGCUGUCUGGGGGAAGGGCAAGAUAAAAAUGUAAUAAAUAAAUAAAUCUGCUUUAAACAACAA
Messenger RNA from Sphaerodactylus townsendi, 1541 nucleotides. Its product is annotated as ADP-ribosylation factor-like protein 3. Gene Ontology annotation, cellular component: cytoplasm; microtubule cytoskeleton. Gene Ontology annotation, molecular function: GTPase activity; GTP binding. Bases 109 to 678 code for a protein of 189 amino acids. The transcript has 6 exons. Gene Ontology annotation, biological process: cilium assembly. The record is from RefSeq and is a predicted model, not a curated record. NCBI's taxonomy places the organism in Eukaryota, Metazoa, Chordata, Lepidosauria, Squamata, Sphaerodactylidae.